Striga asiatica is the source of this 1164-nucleotide messenger RNA. The record is from the annotation of a GenBank genome assembly. NCBI's taxonomy places the organism in Eukaryota, Viridiplantae, Streptophyta, Magnoliopsida, Lamiales, Orobanchaceae.
AUGACCAAGUACGAGUAUGAGACCUGUAAAGGUCAUACACAUGUGGAAGCAAACGAACAAGACUGGUCCCGACAUAAAAUGAAGGGACAAGAGCCUUCUCUUUUGUGUCAAAAAAUAUCAAAAAGCCAUCCAAUACCAACCCACCAUACGAUUUCAAGUCGCCCCAUAAGGAUUGUGGCUGCUUCACCCUAUGAUGCAGACCUACAAAUGGUGGACUUAUGCUCGGCUUUCUUGACUGUGAAGACAGCUUCAAAAUUCAAUAACAGAGGGACAAGAUGUCCUAGAGUGAGAACAACAAGCAUGACGACUGAAACAAAGGGCAGCACAUUUGCAUGCCUUUUGACAUGCACUAUCUGCAGACCCACAAAAAUGCACAAAAGCGUGUUGGAAACUAGGACCAUGGUCAUCUCCAUAUCCAUCGUCCAUAUGGAGUACAUCACGCUUGGCAUGAAACUGUUAUUUCCUCUCCCAAGGAAAUUGCAGUUCAUGCCAAUGCAGGCAUUCUCAUACUCCAAUUCGAACUUUCGUGCAGAUCUUGCUGAAGAAGGAGAGGAACCUGGGGACCGCACAAACAUCCUUGUCCGUAAUGUUGACGCCGCAGCCAACGUAGGCGCGUUGAAGGGAGAGAAAGCCGCGGCCGACGACGCCGGCGAGGAAUAUGAGGAGAACAACCACCGUGGACGAGAACGUGGCGAAUCGCGGGCUGCAUCUGGGGUUUGUGGAGGUGGAGAUGAGAGGAUCUCCAUGGAUGGGGCGCCUUCUCCUUUGUGUCAAAAAAUAUGUGGAACACAAACUGAGGCAGCAAAAAGCCAUCCAUUACAAACCCACCAUACGAUUUCAAGUCGUCCCAUAAGGAUUGUGGCUCUUUCACCCUAUAAUGCAGAAGUACAUACAGUGGCGUUAUGCUCGGCUUUCUUGACUGGUGAACAAGCCACGCAAUCAAUCCUCCACCAAUAUAUAAAGGUGCCAAAAGAUAUAAAACUUUCUUUUCAUGUGUCCAUGGAUUUUUCUGGCUUCCGUCGGCUGACCUUGCAGACCAGGUCAUUUGGAGAAGACGACAUUCCAGUAAGAAGGCUACCAUGUAACUUCAACCCACUCGUCCCCACCAAAGUAAAAAUCGAAACUUUUGCGGCCCCUCGUGAAGACAGCUUCAAAAUUCAAUAA